GACGCUGCGUGUGGUUGGCUGCGUGCCGGGGGCGGAGCCGGUGCCCUGGUUCCGUGCUGGCUGGUCGUGUCGGGCGCCUACCUCAUCGAGAGGUUUAUUUAUGCAUGGUGUCGUGCAAAGUACAUUCUUGGAACUGUUUCUGGUCGAAUUUGCACGCCUGAAGUCUUCGCGCUGGUGUGGAGGAUAGGUUAUUUAGAAAAAUGAAGUACGUUCCCAGCACUCCGGAGCGCGCUGAAUCUUCGGGCUAUGGGCUGAAACUAGGGAUCGUCCGACUUGGCAGAGCCGCGGGAAAGAUCAAGUACGCGCUGCUGGACGAGCGCGACAUCAGCCUGGUGCAGCAGUACGUGUUCGAGGCGCGCCUGGAGAUCGACCGCAACGGCAACGGCGCCAGCAUCUUCGCCUGGUGCUACGACAUCAGCCGGGGCCGGAGCUCCGGCCAGUACGUCCACGCCAUGCUCUGGGAGCGCUACUGCGGCGGCGUGGCGCCCGGCUGGAGGGUGGCGCACCACAACGGCAUCACGGUCGAUAACCGGCUGGAGAACCUGCAGCUGGUGCGCGACCAGGCGCGGCUGCCGGCCGGCCGAGCCCAGCAGCCGGCCGGCAAGUCAACCUUGGCACGACCACCGCUUGACAACACCAUCUACUGGCGCGCCAUGCAACAACUGCCUGCCGACGUCACCGAGCACCCGCCCUCCUGCCCUCUGGUGGCCACGCUCGACGGCAAUGGCGACUCGGCCGAGGAGGAGUGCAUCUACUACGAGUGCAAGAACCCGCCGUGCACGCGCAUCGAGCGGGAGGUGCGCGAGUUCAGCAUCUGCGGGCCGCUGUCAGACGGCGCGCCUAACUGCGGCACCAUCUGCCAGCAGCGCGACUGGCCGGCCCAUAAAAAGUUCUGUCGCGAACGCAAGCGCUACGUGCUGGGCGAGCGACCCCCGGAGCGCUUAGGCCUGGCCAACUACGCCGUUCCGCCACUACAUAACACCGUUUGUGCCGCUCGCCGUGCGACCGACGCGCGGCCCUGCGCAACCAUCAGAUCUCAAGGCUUCAUCACCGCCAUCUAG
Messenger RNA from Pollicipes pollicipes, 1061 nucleotides. RefSeq names its product zinc finger MYND domain-containing protein 19-like. NCBI's taxonomy places the organism in Eukaryota, Metazoa, Arthropoda, Thecostraca, Pollicipedomorpha, Pollicipedidae. The record is from RefSeq and is a predicted model, not a curated record. The transcript has 5 exons. Gene Ontology annotation, cellular component: synapse; membrane; cytoplasm. The coding region runs from base 201 to 1061 and encodes 286 amino acids.